AUGAAGUACGAAGAGAUCGACUUCUUGUUGGGGAUGAUCAGGGUUAUUAGUUUUGGUGGUAUGGGGGUUUUGGGGAUGGGAAGUACCUACCUAGUAGCUAUAGCUGCCGCCAGCCGUGCGGAGCAAUACAUCUCUCAAUUACUUUCGGACGAUUCGAAUGUGAUCCACGAAACCACGAGGAUCGACUGCUAUGUUGGUAAAUAUGUUAUACCCAUUGACCCUGUGCUCCCUGAUGUUGUGGUUUGCUCACGGCGGCAAGGCAGUGUGCACUCCUGUGGCUCCGGACUACAAGCUACCGGUAUUGUUUGA
Messenger RNA from Sclerotinia sclerotiorum 1980 UF-70, 309 nucleotides. RefSeq lists its product with no specific name. The coding region runs from base 1 to 309 and encodes 102 amino acids. NCBI's taxonomy places the organism in Eukaryota, Fungi, Ascomycota, Leotiomycetes, Helotiales, Sclerotiniaceae. The record is from RefSeq and is a predicted model, not a curated record. The transcript has 7 exons.